UAUCGUCGAUCCUUAAUUCUAUAUUCGAUCUACCUGUAGUUAAGUGGAAUUUUAUUUGUCACAGAUAAUUUUCAUACUGGUCAAUGUCAAAUUACACAACAGUUAUUACAGACAUAUGUCUUACAAUAUAAUUUGCAUUAUAACCAAUUAGUUUCUCGCAAAAUAAAAUGGUUAAUAUUUAAAUUCAUAACACAAAAGUUAUGGUGAUCAUGAUAUUAUACUGUUCUGUGUCUUAAAGAGAACUAUUAGUAUUUCCAAAUUAUGGUCCACUGAGACUGAGUGCUCGAAAUGGCUACCUAAUUCCCAUUUUCAAAUUAUUAUUAAUUAACUAAAGUAUUCUACAAGAGAGGAAAAGGAAGACUUUAUAAUGUUUGUAAUAUAUAGGAAGUGUAUGAUAUUGAUAAAAUAGAGCUUGCCUCUAAAAGAAGCUUAGCUAUUUGCAAGAUACAGCUUUUCUUUUGUUAUGGUGGCUAUGCAAUUGUUUAUUUUUUGGAAUUUAAUUAAUAGAUAUUGAAACAAGCAUCCCUUUUCCAUGAAAGUAUUACCAAUGUGGUGCUUAUAAAAAUACAUAAUAAAGGAUGGCAAUAUUUCUAUACUUUUAUCCUUAACAUUUUAUGGUUAUUAUAAUGGACGUAUCAUGACAUCAUUCUUCAGGGAUUGUAAAUAAUAACAGUACAUAUAUCGGAUGCAACAUAUAAAGUAGAAAGAUGGAUAGUUCCGAGUAUGAGACUGUACGAAAUAUGACACUUUUAUUCUUUUUCGAACUCCUUGUGGAAAAAGGUGGGCCACGCACGUUGCAUGAUUUAAGCUGCCAGUUCGGAGCUAAAGGAUUUACUAAAGAAAUGCGCCAAAUAGCUGGCGGAUCUCAAAGUGGUCUUAAAAAGUUUUUAGCUCAAUAUCCUAUGCUUUUUCUUAUCGACGGCGAUUAUGUGUCUGUAAAUACGUUUCAACAAGUUGUAGAAGAAGAGAAUGGAUGUAAAUUAGGUGGCAAACGUGAUUAUGCGCGAGAGGCUGUAGAAUAUUUUACAAAUAAGUUGCUGCAAUAUGGAGUUGGCACAGAGGUACCAAUUAAAAGCCUUUUGGGACAUCGGUCUCAGGCCUCUCCCGAAGUUAGGCAUAUUUCUGGCCAACAUUACAAAGAAUUUAGGGAUUUUCUCUUAAAGUAUCCUGAUGCUUUUGUAGUUACCGAAGAUGAUGUAAUAUUAAAGCAAUAUGAAGGCAUGAAACCAGAACCUAUGUUAAAAUUAGAACCAGAUAUACCUAUGGAUCCAGAUGUUACUGCAAAAUUAUUAGAUUUCCUUUGUGAUCGCAUAGAACAUAAGGGUCCAAUUCUUGUGGAUCAAAUGUUCAACAUAGUCAACGAUAAAUUUUUUUAUGAAAAUUGGACUUCCAUAUUUAAGACACCCCAGGAUUUAUGUACAUUUGUAAAAAUGUUCCCAGACGCAUUUCAUGUUCAAAGCAAUUUGGUAACAUUAAUUGGAAGACCUAAAUCUUUUACAAUAGAGGCAAAGACAAAAGCAAAACUUGCAAAUUCUAUACGAAGCCAAAAUAGUACCGCGAGUCAAACCACUACAAAUCCACCUGUUCAGUUGAACAGAUGCGAAUCAAGCAAUACUCAAACAUUGCAGCAACCAAUUAAUUCAGAAUCUAUUAGUACUAAUGUAAUUAAUCAAGUUGAUCCUGUACAGAGUCCUUAUCCUCAAGGGAAUGAAAGUAAUAAUAACUCUCCUCCGGUAAGCUUACAGCAACAAACUUUAAAACAGAGAAUAAAUACACUUGUGAUGAAGACUUUGGCAGAUAAUACAGAGAAAGAUCGCAGUUUGCACAAUGUCCAAAUGGGGGAUGCAUGGAAAUUAAAAGUAUUACAACAAGCUAGAGUAAUUGUAAAUCCAAGGGAAAGUCUUCAAAUUAUCGAAGAUAUAAUAAAUCCUCGUAAGCUUCCCGCUGACGGCAAAAUUGUUGUUUCGCUUGACUGUGAAGGUAUAAACUUAGGAGUUAAAGGAAAAGUAACACUUAUACAAAUCGGUACUAUGUUUGGACAAGCAUAUGUAUUUGACCUGUUUACGUGUCCUACUCUUGUACAAGCUGGGGGACUUCAAAAACUUCUAGAGCACGAAAAUGUUAUUAAAGUAAUUCAUGAUUGUAGAAACGACAGUGUCAAUUUGUAUACACAGUUCAAAAUUUUGUUAAACAAUGUUUUCGAUACGCAGGCAGCUCAUGCCGUGCUUCAGUUCCAAGAAACAGGUAAACCUGUAUAUAAAGUUAAGAAUGUUAAUUUGAAUACACUAUGUGAUCAAUAUGGUGCUCCAUGUAAUCCAUUAAAGGAACAGUUAAAAAAUAUUUAUCGUAAUAAUCAAAAGUACUGGUGUCGGCGUCCACUAUCACGAGACAUGCUUAUUUAUGCUUGCAGCGAUGUUUUAAGUCUCGUUCCACAUAUAUAUGUUGCUAUGGCUAAACUUAUAAAACCAGAAAUGCAAGCUCUGUUUGCUGAGCUCUGUGAAGAGCAAAUUCAAAUGCACAUUCAGCCUACAAACGUAAAAACACGUAAGAAGCAACGAAAGGUGGAAACGGAGGUCGCAGACUUGAAAAAGAGAAUGGAAGAAACAACUGCCAAAAACAUUGUACUAAGUAAUCGCGAAAUACGUCUUUUACGUUACUUAGAUCUUACCGAAGAUGAAAAGGAAAAACUGAAAGGUAGUUACAAAGUUGCAAGGAAAUUGGAGAAACUUGAGAAUAUGGGCCAAGAUAAAGGAGAUAGCAGCGACGACGACGACGACGAUAAAGUUGAUGAUACCGAGUAUCAUAGUAUGGAAAGUUAUACCUCUGAAAAUUCACAUUCUGGUGGUAUACUUUCACCAAGAAAUUCUGAUACUCCUAGCCUUACAGAAUCAAUGCAGAUGGUUGACGAAAUACUUUCUGAUGAACGAAUGGACCGAUUUGAAAAAAUCGAAAAAUUGGAAGCAGUACUUUCAGCUGUUACUGGUUCUGCAGCCAUCGAUCAGUUUUCUUCGAGUAGUGUAGACGCUUCUCCAACGAAGUGUGCGUGUUCGUAUCGAGAUAGAAACAAGAGUCCACGAACAGAUGAUAACAUUGGAAGUAGCGUGGGUUGCCAAACGUAUAGUACAGGUGAUAUAGUAAUUACCAAAAUAUAUCUCACAGAGGAAGACCAAGAACGUAUAAAAAUGAAUACAUCAAACAAAUAGAUGUCAUAUGUGGAAGUGCCUGCUGUGCAAGUGGUAGAAACAAUGUUGCCAUUACUACAAUUUUAAUGAAAAAACGAGUGGACGACGAAAAAUGAAAGAAGUAGUUAAAAAUUAAUCUAUUUUACCUAAUUUGACAAAAUUGUAAUAUUCAGUUACAUCAAUCAAUUAAAAUUGAACCCUAGAUACAUAUAUUUUUCCAAAUCUGAUGCUAUAGUAAUCAGAAUUUAGGAAGAAUUUGCUUCUUAUAAAAAAAAUGCAGUAUUGUAAAAUGUUUACUUUUUAAUAGAUUACCUUUCUUUGCAGGAGUAUAAGAAAGAAUUAAUCAAAUUAUAUAGUAAUACGCAGUUACAAAACAAUAUUUCUUUAUUAACAAGAAUAUUUAAUGAAUUAAAAAACACUAAUGUUGUUUUUCUGUAUGUAGAAUAUUUUUCUAAUUUUUAAUGUAAUUCGUAUCAAGAGGAAACGAUAGAAUUGCGUUAUACGCAAAAAAUGUUUUGUUUUUGCAUAAAGUGCUGCAUUAAAAUCACUGUUCUAUAUCAUAUACACUUUCGUAAAUGUAUACAAAACACUUUCUGUUUCAUUAAAAAAUAUUUUUGAUAAAGUUCAUCGUAAAUAAGUACAAUAAGUGCAAAUACGUAUAAUGGAAUUUUACACGUUUAAUAUACCUAAUUUUCUUAUAGUCAUAUUUGUGCCAAGCUCUAACACGAUAUAUCAUGUGCAAUUACUAAAAUAGUAAGAAAAUUUUGCAUAUUUAUUAUUCGUUUUGACAAUAAAUAAUGUUUGCAAACUACUCGUUAUUAGAGAAAUCCAUUUUAAAAGUGACUAUACAUAUAUGUAUGUAUUACAAGUGUACGUAUUUUACAAAAAUUUAUUGCUAAAUAAGCACAGGUAAAUGUAAUUAUAUUAAAAUACAGCUGUUUUUAAUGCAAUACUUUCCAAGACAUGAUGUAAUGCAUCUGUUUAAAUAUCAUAUUUUCCCUUCUACCAGGUGAAAAAAUAUCUGGAAAUCGUUAUUUGUAAAAAUGUUUGUUCAAGGAAGUUGUAGAAUACACAUCAAUGAAAUUUUUAUCUUCGAAAUAGUAGGAUGGUAAUUAUUUUAAUAAUCCGUUUACAUUGUUUUCUUUUUUUAUAAAUAGUUCUUUAUAACUAGAAAAUUACAUACAUUUCUAAAUACAGCCCCAUGACUGCAGUAUAUCUUAAACUGUAUUGUUAUUGCAAAAUAAUUGUAAACGAUGCAUUUGCAUGUUUGUUCUUUUUAAGAUCAAUAAGCUUGUUGAUAUUAUCCAAUAUUUAUUAUCACACAUACUGGUAUAUUUUCUAAUAAUUUCUUUUUAAAGAUAACGCUGGUCAAUACAAUAUUAACAGUAUAAACUAGAGUCAAGUGCCUUAUUUGUACUAAUGCAUUUAAGUCGUUUUAAUUUAAUGCAUGAUUAAUUUAAAAAAAAGUGACAAAACUAUUUUACCAUCAAUAGUAGAGAAUGUUGUUAAGAGUAAUUAAUUUAUUGCAUUAAAAAACAUCGAAAGACGUGCAUAAUAAAUAUUUUGUGAAACUA
Messenger RNA from Hylaeus anthracinus, 4756 nucleotides. It is a transcript of the gene egl, whose product is annotated as egalitarian protein homolog. Gene Ontology annotation, molecular function: 3'-5' exonuclease activity; nucleic acid binding. The transcript has 8 exons. Bases 708 to 3203 code for a protein of 831 amino acids. The record is from RefSeq and is a predicted model, not a curated record. Gene Ontology annotation, biological process: nucleobase-containing compound metabolic process. NCBI's taxonomy places the organism in Eukaryota, Metazoa, Arthropoda, Insecta, Hymenoptera, Colletidae.